AUGGCCGGCGAUAGCAGUCCAAACCACCAAACCGGUUCAGUUGCCGGGGGCACCAGUGCUACCCCUACUCCAGCCAACAAUGUUGGUGGUGAAGGUGGAUGGGGUAAUCACCUCUGGAUGGGAGGCAAGGAGCAGGGACUUGGCCAUAUGGAUGCACCCACUGGCAAAUCAACGAUGGGCGAAUUUCUUGGUCUGAGAGACCAGAAGACGAGAGCCGAGAACAAGUACUUCGAACGUGCAGAGAUGGCUGAGAAUGAUAUGUAUUCCAUGAAUGCCACUGGGGACCCAACUUGUGCAAGUGAAGAUCACUCUUUCAUGGGCCAUAAACCGGGUGGCUCUGCUACUCUCCCUGGGUGGAAUAAGAUGAAAGAGUUUGCUGGGGGAUCUACCUAA
Messenger RNA from Penicillium salamii, 393 nucleotides. Lineage: Eukaryota; Fungi; Ascomycota; Eurotiomycetes; Eurotiales; Aspergillaceae. The record is from the annotation of a GenBank genome assembly.